This is a messenger RNA of Dermacentor albipictus, 1047 nucleotides long. RefSeq names its product cytochrome P450 2A3-like. Gene Ontology annotation, cellular component: cytoplasm; intracellular membrane-bounded organelle. NCBI's taxonomy places the organism in Eukaryota, Metazoa, Arthropoda, Arachnida, Ixodida, Ixodidae. The record is from RefSeq and is a predicted model, not a curated record. Gene Ontology annotation, molecular function: iron ion binding; heme binding; oxidoreductase activity, acting on paired donors, with incorporation or reduction of molecular oxygen, reduced flavin or flavoprotein as one donor, and incorporation of one atom of oxygen. Gene Ontology annotation, biological process: xenobiotic metabolic process.
GCUACGUUUAAUGGUGACGUGUGGAUGGACAAUCGACGGUUCAGCAUGCAGGUCCUGCGGGACGUUGGCUACGGCAAGACAUCCAUGGAGGAACAUGUCAGGGGUGAGUGCCACAGUAUCGUGGAGAAAAUAUCCAGGGCCAACGGCAACCCCAUAUCGGUCUACAACCUCUUGCUUACAAGCAUGUCUAGCAACAUCGCUUCGCUCGUUUACGGCACACGGCACGCUCACGAUGACCCGCACCGACUGUACAUGGAUAAGAUGCUGCUGGAUGUGUUCGAGGCGAUCGGACACGGCAGCAUGCUUGAGUUCCUGCCCAUGUUCGUGCGCCAGCUUCUCAGGAAGCUCCCGUCCACGCGCCGAAGUGCCAUGGCUUCCAAGGUCAAGACGUUUAUCCAGUACACGAAGGGGCAAAUCGAGGAGCACAAGCAGACCCUAGACAACGAUUCUAAUCGGGACUUCAUCGACGGCUACCUCAAGAAGAUCAAGGAGCACGAAAAGGAGCCGAAAUCAAACUUCACACAUUGCUACCUCGUGGGCAAUGCCAUGGCGUUGUUCUUCGGCGGCUCACGCACCGUCACCGCAGCCCUGCAGUGGCACUUCCUCAACUUCGCCGACAAGCCGGAUACAGUGCAGGCCAGAGUGCAGGAGGAGAUCGACCGAGUGGUGGGCAGGGAGCGCCAGCCAACGUGGGAAGACCGGCAGAAGAUGCACUACACCAUGGCCUGUAUCUGGGAGAUGAACCGCUGGAAGACCGUGUCACCGCUAGGAGUGCCCAGGUGCGUUCUUGAGGACACUGUCUUCGACGAAUUUUACAUCCCGAGUGGAACGACUGUCGUCCCCAACAUCUGGGCAGUGCACAACGACCCCAAGCUAUGGAAGGAGCCCUCGAAGUUCAACCCGAGCCGGUUCCUCGGAGCGGACGGCUCCCUCUUACACCCGAAGCCUGAGUACCUGAUUCCAUUCUCAGUCGGUAAGAGCGACUUCAAGGAGCUUCCAGAUGCUACAGAAGGACGAGAAAGAUCACUUUUUGGGUCGCAGUAUUAG